CUCGUCAUUGUUAUCUGAUUCCUCAAAUAGAAAAAAAAAAAAAGAAAAAAACCUUUUCGUCUCUAUCGUAUAUAUACUCGGCCACUUCAAUCGGAGCCGAUUCUCGGCGAUUAAUCCCCCGAAAAACCCGCUUCAUUCAAACCAUUUACCUUCUUUCUUUCCAUUACUGUCCGUACGCAAAAACUUACGCGCGACUUUCUUAGAACACGAAUGAGGUGAGAAGAAAUUCCAAAUCUGGGAUUGGGUUUGGGUUCCAUGGUGGUGGAUCUCUGACCGAAUUCACACGAUCGGAGUUGGUUUAAGAGAGAUUGAGGAGGAGGAGGAGAAGAUGGGAAAUGCCAACGGUCGAGAGGAUGGAAUCGACGGAGAGAACGACGAUCAUGUUAAUAAUCAACAUCCUUCUGUGGGAAGAUCCAACGGCGAAUUGGCGGUGCGUGAUAACAACGCGCCCCGUACGGGACGUGUGGCUUCCUCCGAGUUCAUGGCCAACACCACUCCUCCUGGGAGUCCCAGGCGUUCCGUAUCCCCGAUCUUAUUCGCUUCUCAGGUUCCUGUAGCUCCUCUGCAACGAGGUGAUGGCACUUCUGUUUUCCCUCAAAGCUGGAACAAUGAAACUCUUGAAGUUGGUGAUCAUCCUCCUGAGAAAGCAAUUCCUGCUAUGAUUACAUGGACAUAUGGCGGUAACAGUGUGGCUGUUGAAGGAUCCUGGGACAACUGGACAUCUAGGAGAAUUUUGCAAAGAUCUGGUAAGGAUUUCGCUGUUCUUUUAGUGCUGCCAGCUGGUAUCUACCAUUACAAGCUCAUUGUUGAUGGAGAAUGGAGAUACAUCCCAGAACUUCCUUUCAUAGCAGAUGAAUCUGGUGUUGUCUGUAAUCUUCUUGAGGUUAAUGAUUAUGUACCAGAAAAUCUGGAGAGUGUUGCUGAGUUUGAGGCACCUCCAUCCCCAGAAUCUAGCUAUGGUCAAGUAUUUCCAGCUGAGGAAGAUUUCGCAAAGGAGCCGGUGAUUGUUCCAUCUCACCUUCAUCUAACUGUUCUUGGUAUGGAUAGACCUAAUGAAGCUUCUUCUUCUUCUUCUUCCUCACCUCCUAAGCCUCAACAUGUUGUUCUUAACCACGUCUUUAUAGAGAAAGGUUGGCCUUCCCAGUCUGUGGUUGCCCUGGGAUUAACCCAUAGGUUUCAGUCCAAAUAUGUUACUGUUGUCCUCUAUAAGCCCCUCCAAAAGUAAGUUAUCCCGUUUUUCGAAACUUACCUCUGUAAAGAAAUCUGUUAGAAAUGCAUUGUCCACAUAAAUCUGUGAAGCUAAUAGUUCGCGUUUUUAGAACAAACAAAUUUCGUGUCGUGUUUUUACUGCAAUGCUUGAUAGUUUUUUUUACUUAUGUUUUUCUUCUAAUUGGAUUUCUGUGUGUCCUUUCUACCAAUUGUAAAAGUGUUUUCGGGUCUUAGCUUACAUGCACUUUUUUGCUCUCUUUGCUUAUUAUUUAUUUUACGGGGACACAACAAUACUAUGAAGAAAGGAAUUGCGUUCAGAAAUGCUUUGAACAAAUGUAUUAAUGCUAUCAGAGCCUAUUGUGCCUUGAAUCGAUACCUGAUUACACAGAUUGUUCAAAAGCUCAGCUCGAAGAACUAACGGUGUUAUAAGAAUGUAAGUAAAAAUAAUUCACAUUGAUUUAUUUAUUUUUGCUUUUUGAUGCCACACCUAAGUUUUUCUAGUCCAGUAAAAGGGUUUCAAUCCUGACAUGGGUUUUGUUUUUUUUGCUUUUUUUGUUCUAUCCUUUUUUUAAAUAUAUAUUUUAAGUCAAAUUGAGAAAUACUCAUGUAUGUUAUAUAAUGUGGUUAACAGUGCUGUUGUUGUUCUUGUA
This is a messenger RNA of Cannabis sativa, 1859 nucleotides long. Its product is annotated as SNF1-related protein kinase regulatory subunit beta-1. NCBI's taxonomy places the organism in Eukaryota, Viridiplantae, Streptophyta, Magnoliopsida, Rosales, Cannabaceae. The coding region runs from base 329 to 1225 and encodes 298 amino acids. Gene Ontology annotation, molecular function: protein binding. The record is from RefSeq and is a predicted model, not a curated record. The transcript has 4 exons.